Molecule: messenger RNA, 2784 nt
Organism: Annulohypoxylon maeteangense
Lineage: Eukaryota; Fungi; Ascomycota; Sordariomycetes; Xylariales; Hypoxylaceae
Product: protein serine/threonine phosphatase 2C
Exons: 2
Coding region: 746-2671 (641 amino acids)
Biological process (GO): protein dephosphorylation
Molecular function (GO): cation binding; protein serine/threonine phosphatase activity
Source: RefSeq, a predicted model, not a curated record
AUCUUUGUUAAUGGUCAAUGUGCAAACCAACCUGACAACAUCUUAAUCAAGCACAAAUAGCUACCAGGUAAAUAUCCGACUCUUGUCCGAUGUAUCCAUUCACCAAGAUAUCACGAACUUGGCUGCUUGGAUAUGACAGCAAUGUUGCAUGCAAGGACUAAAUAGAUACAUAUUACCUACUACUUACAUGAGAGACUCCACCCAAAGUUGAGAAUAAGGCAAAUUCAAAUAAAGCUAGCGCUGGAACUUGGUGGGGUCUUCCGCCUCAUCGGACCAAAUCCUCGGGUUGGGGGCGACAACACCUUCCUCUAUCUGAGAGAAGCCUCAUGCAGUUGCUUUUUCCCCUAAGCUGCCUAAGCCACAUCACUCCUCCCAACAAAUAAGCUUCGUUCUAUUUCUUCCCUUCUACACCUUCUUAUAUACCCGUAUCUUUAAAUUUGGCACUGAUGGAAUAUAUACCUCGUCUUAGUCUUCUUACUUUUAUUUGACUUUUAUCAAUUGACACUUGGCGCCUCAAUCUUAGUAUUCAUCAUAUCGAUAAUUGUAUCAUUGAUUAUUGUCUUCUUCUUUUUCUUCUUCUACCAACCUGUUGCGAACUUGCGAACGUCGGAUCCCUUGCUCUAAAUCCUAUACUCUUAUUAAGCCUAUACCUAAUGGAUAUACUGCGCGUAUCGUGAAGCUGAACUGGACCUUGUCUACGAACCCUAGUUGCUCUCUGGGAACUAGGGACAUUCUCUCCCUUGCCAUGGGGUUAAGUCGUGGACCGCCUCAGAGGUGGUCCUUGAAUGAUACAUAUGGCUUCAUCGCAACUUUCUUCGGCGCACAGACGCGAACGUAUACGCACCGAGCUGCUUCGAGAUGUAUAACGGCGAACCAACAGCAGUCUAGAUCGUUGUCAGUAGCGCAGGACGCGAACACAACUUCGUCCCGUGUCGAACCUCAGAAUCACAAUGUUGCCCCGUCUCCGCGCCAUGUCCUGCGUGGCUUUCACACGUAUUUCGUCACACACCUGCCACAAUCGUCCCUGCACCCAGAUUCACGUGCCCCAACCGGUCCGCAUCACAAGCUGCCUCGUUCCGCUGCCGCUCCCCAUAACUCGAAUUCCGGCGCUGCACCCGUAUCGCCACCUCACCUACCGUCCAACCGCGACUUGACCGUUGUCCGCAUACCUCUGCGCAGUGCCAAGCACCAUUUUGGGGCCGCCGAUUCGAGGGGCUCCCGACCUUACAAUGAGGACACCAAUCAGGCGGGCACCAUAGAUAUGCCCGCGUUCGCAAAGCGCGCGCCUAUCAGCUUGGUCAGGAGUACCAUGAAUAAGACUGGAGAGGCGACACCGGCUGAUAGCGCGUAUGGGGAUCCCCAGAUUUUCUACUUCGGAGUUUUCGACGGCCAUGGCGGAACACAAUGCAGCGACUUCUUACGAGACGAACUUCACGGUUAUAUCGAAGAGGCUGCUGAGGAGUUCGAGUUAAAAAGUAGCCUCCGUUCUCUGCGAAAAAUUCGAAAUCCUGAUUCAGAUUCUACCCAGGUGCCCACGACUCGAAUCUUGUCCGAUUCCGAAUCAGGCGGUCGGAAGAAGUUGGAUCAAUUGGACAUGAAAGGCUCGGCAGCUGUCGCAGCCAAGGCCGAUAUUCCCGAAAUAAAUAAGCACGGGGCAAUUCAAGAAGUCGAUAAUGCCAAGGCUAUCAAAGGCGACAAGCCCGUCCCAGCUAAAGCUUCGCAUUCUAAAGCUCUUGAUCUACAGAGGGAUCUCGUGGCAGAAUAUAAAAGCACCAUUGGUGGAUAUUUCAGACGUUUCAAUCCUCCGCAUUUCCAUUUGCGACAAGAUUCGGAUUCCCCUGAACCUCCCGUCAGUAUCGAGACUGUUCUCACAUAUGCCUUUCUUCGCGCCGACCUUGACUUUGUUGCCGCUCAGGCCCGUAAGCCAGACCCGGAUGACCCUUACGUAUCUGAUACGGCGUUGAACUACGAUGAAGUAUUAGGGAAACCGCAUCAUAUACCUCCAUCUGGCCAGUAUAUUGGUGGGCGCACGCGGUUUAAGGGGGGCUCGACGGCCUCGGUUGCUCUCAUAUCGACACCAACGCCCGCGCCGUUCUGGCACCCGGCGGCGAGCUCUACGCUAUUAGUCGGGCACGUAGGUGACACGCGCAUCCUCCUAUGCGAAACUGCUACCGGUCUCCCUCGCCCCCUAACUUCGGACCAUCGUCCGAGCUCCCCAAGCGAGUCCCACCGACUACGUCGAUUUGCGGCGUCUUUCGUGACGGACUCGUUCGGCGAGGAACGGAUCCAGGGUCUAGCCAACUCUCGAGCUUUCGGAGACAUGGCUUCUAAGCGAUUAGGCGUCUCCGCAGAACCCGAGAUCACCCGGACGGAGCUAGGACCCGCUCAGUACAGCUUCAUUGUGCUCAUGUCCGACGGUGUUUCCGGGACGUUAAGCGACCAGGAGAUCGUAGACGUAGUCAAAGAAGCUAAGACGCCGGAACAGGGCGCAAGGGAUGUCGUGGCGUAUGCUACGGAAGUGAGCAAUGACGGCGACAACGCGACGUGUCUUGUAGUCCGUCUUGGCGGGUGGGAGCGUAGGAGCGAGGGUGGGUUGGGGAGCUUGGGGACGAAGGAGAUUCGUGAUUUUAGACGUAAUGAGGCUUUGGAUCCGCGGCGGGGGAUGAGGUAGGGGGUUGGUUGAUAGAGGGGAUUAUAUAUACAUAUACAUAUGCACUUGCAUACGGGGUUGGCUGGUUUGUAGGUAUUCAGGUCGAUAGUCUAGAUGGAUGGGCUAGACCCCUA